Vombatus ursinus (common wombat) is the source of this 1266-nucleotide messenger RNA. RefSeq names its product N-terminal EF-hand calcium binding protein 1 (gene NECAB1). Gene Ontology annotation, cellular component: cytoplasm. Lineage: Eukaryota; Metazoa; Chordata; Mammalia; Diprotodontia; Vombatidae. The coding region runs from base 1 to 1059 and encodes 352 amino acids. The record is from RefSeq and is a predicted model, not a curated record. The transcript has 13 exons. Gene Ontology annotation, biological process: regulation of amyloid precursor protein biosynthetic process. Gene Ontology annotation, molecular function: calcium ion binding.
AUGGAAGAUUCCCAGGAGACAUCGCCUUCUUCCAACAACUCUUCGGAGGAGCUCAGCUCUGCCCUGCAGCUGUCGAAGGGAAUGUCUAUCUUCCUCGACAUACUGAGAAGAGCAGACAAAAAUGAUGAUGGGAAGUUGUCCUUUGAAGAAUUCAAAGCCUAUUUUGCAGAUGGUGUUUUGAGUGGGGAAGAAUUGCAUGAGCUCUUCCAUACCAUUGAUACACACAAUACCAACAAUCUCGACACAGAAGAACUAUGUGAAUAUUUUUCUCAGCACCUUGGAGAAUAUGAAAAUGUCCUGGCAGCCCUAGAAGACCUAAACCUUUCCAUCUUAAAGGCGAUGGGCAAAACAAAGAAAGACUACCAAGAGGCCUCCAACUUGCAACAGUUUGUAACUAGGUUUUUGUUGAAGGAGACCUUGAACCAGCUGCAGUCUCUGCAGAAUUCCCUGGAGUGUGCCAUGGAAACCACAGAGGAACAAACUCGCCAAGAAAGGCAAGGCCCAACCAAACCAGAAGUCCUGUCGAUUCCAUGGCCUGGUAAACGAUCCAGUCGCAGAGUCCAGAGACACAGCAGCUUCUCUCCCAACAGCCCUCAGUUUCACACGAGUGGCCCAGGCCUGUUAGAGGAAGACAACCAGUGGAUGACCCAGAUAAACAGACUCCAAAAGCUAAUUGAUCGGCUGGAGAAGAAGGAUCUAAAGCUUGAGCCUCUGGAGGAAGAAAUUUGUGAAGGAAAUACUAAAUCACAUAUCCUCCUUGUUCAGCGUCAGAUGUCUGUGGUAGAGGAAGACUUGGAAGAAUUCCACCUGGCUCUGAAACAGUAUGUGGAAAGUGCUUCCUCGCAGAGUGGGUGCCUAUAUGUUUCUAUUCAGAAGUUUUCAAAUGAAUCUCGCUUUAUAGUUUAUGAGUUCUGGGAGAAUAGCAGCAUGUGGAAUAGCCACCUUCAGAUGAAUUACAGCAAGGCAUUCCAAAGGAGCAAUGUGGAUUUCUUGGAAACUCCAGAACUCACGUCUACUAUGCUAGUUCCUGCUUCAUGGUGGGUGCUGAACAACAACUAGAUGCCUUCAUUGUUCCAAGUAAACAAUGAAGUUUACAUUUAACAAGCAUUAUGUACUUAUCUGUGGCUAUUAAUCUACUAUAUAUUUGAAUUCAAUGUUCCCUUUAACAUGUACUUUUUUCUAACCUGUGUGUUCUAGUCCUUCCUUGUGCAAAUUUUAGCUAAAAUUUUUAAAUUUGAUUCUUCUGUUAACUAUUUUCAUGGUAAU